AGGUGGUUUAGUGACGUCACCGCUGGCGUCACAGAGGAGGAAGAAUUGCGGAACUAGGAGGUUUACCGACCGAUAGCCAAGCUAACUAGCUCACUCAUCUAGCUAUUUAUCUCACCUCGAAAUACCAAUUCUCCCCGUUAGGUAGCCACUCAAACUCAAGGACCAAGAUGACAGCCGCACCUUACAACUACUCGUACAUCUUUAAGUACAUCAUCAUCGGUGAUAUGGGAGUUGGGAAGUCUUGCCUCCUGCAUCAAUUCACUGAGAAGAAAUUCAUGGCGGACUGCCCCCACACCAUCGGGGUGGAGUUCGGGACGAGGAUCAUGGAGGUGAACGGCCAGAAGGUGAAGCUGCAGAUCUGGGACACGGCGGGGCAGGAGCGGUUCAGGGCUGUCACCCGCUCCUACUACCGGGGGGCUGCCGGGGCCCUGAUGGUCUACGACAUCACAAGGAGAAGUACUUAUAAUCAUCUGAGCAGCUGGUUGACAGAUGCCAGGAACCUGACCAACCCAAACACAGUCAUCAUUCUGAUCGGCAACAAGGCAGACCUGGAGGCCCAGAGAGACGUUACGUAUGAGGAGGCCAAGCAGUUUGCAGAGGAGAAUGGGCUGUUGUUCCUGGAAGCCAGCGCAAAGACAGGGGAGAACGUGGAGGAGGCGUUCCUAGAAGCAGCCAAGCGGAUCUACCAGAACAUCCAGGACGGCAGCCUGGACCUGAACGCCGCCGAAUCCGGGGUGCAGCACAAGCCCUCAGUGCCCCAGGGCGGCCGGCUCAACUCAGACACACAGCCCGCCAAGGAGGGCUGCAGCUGCUAAUCUAACACACUACACAUGCACCGACACACAAACACAAAUAUGUCUCAUUCACACAGGUAAAAAGAAAUCUCAAUUUACUGUCUUAUAUAGACUCCUGCUCCCCCCACACACACUUGCUCUGUAAUUUAACACAGCCUGUUAGCCUUUUAAAUCUCUUAAUUGAUUUAAGUUAUUGAUUUUUCUAGUCCAGACAAAUGAUUUGACCCAUUCAUCAGAAUAGGCACCACACCUGAAGGAUGAAGAGGGUAGACGAUGAAGGAUUCGUUGAUCGGGUAACCAGUGAAGUUAGUUAUUUAGGGCACAUUGUGACUCAUCACAGCAUAGAAACAGCUGAACUAUGUAUUUGUACUGUUUCCCAGAGCUUCAAUGUCCCCCAGGGUGGCUGCUGAUUCUAUGCUAACGACCCACUGCUCUGGUAGGCUGACUUCAGACUCCCAGCAGGUGACCAGGGCCAACUGCCUCCCUUUGACAUGUCACGGAGGGCCAGCAAUCUGAAGGACCCUUUUUGUUUUCUAAUCAAGUAAACGCAGCACUAGUGAUCUGAGGGUUGGCCUUCAUCUAUCCCAUCAGUUUCCAACUGUUCCCCCUGUGACUUAUGAUUAGCGUUCUGCUCCCAUGUGAGGCAGCGAGUGCAUUAGGUCAUGGCUUAGAACCAGGACAGGUAGAUUAUGAGCUCUCUGUCCGGCAGGGCUGGCUCGGUUUCGGACAUGCGUUGCAAUGCCUCACCCAGGUCUGUGUGUGUGUGUGUGUGUGUGCCCAUGAAGUCCGCCCAAUCAACACCCAGUUUUUAUGUUGCAAUGAUUUUUAAGAAUAAUGAGUAUAAUACAACUGAAGUUGGCCGUUGUGCACGAUUUAAGACUAAAUUCCCUAGAUUGAUCCCAGAAUGCCGAUUUUUAUUUAGGUCUACGAGGUGGUAGCUUGGUUCAUCAGGGCCAGCUAUGCAUCGCCCUGAAAAAAAGCAUUUAUUCCUUAAGAAACACAGAAAACCCUCCCUAGAAGACAGUAUCAUCACUCGUUGGCUCGCAACAUGAUUGAGCGGCUGACUACUACUCGUGGCUAUAUUAGUGAUGGUAUACAGGUAGCCGGAGGCAUUCUGUCGCAUAUUCAGCACCUUUUAUUUACCCAUCCUUUAUUUAUCUAGUCAAAAUCCAGACCUGAUUGGUAGGUUGGUCUUUCUUAACCAAAUGCAGUUGGCCACGGGAACAUGUUUAUGUUUCAGUAUGACCGUAAAUUAACGAAUCUUGGUGUCAGAUGUUUGUGUCGCUGAAGGAGAUGUGAUUAACUAAAAACUAACCCAUUCACGCUAGAGCUGAACUACAGUUUAAUUGAUCCACGGGGUAUUUAAGUGACUCCACUGGUUUCUGCAUGUUACCAGGCUAAUCUAAGAGGAUGUUGCUGCUUUAGGGCUUUUCAGAAUAUCGACCAACAUUGCCUCCUCCAAGCCCCCUGCAGUUGUGGAUUUAAAAAAAGCAUGUUUCCCUGUAGUGUUGACAUUGACCAUGUGGCUAUGUCAGGUGACUCUUGAUUAUUAAAGUGUGGGUGGCUCCCAGCGUAGCAAACCUGAGUGACAGGACAAGAGAAACAUGGCAGAAACGCCUUGACGGCGAUCCGACAACACUAGAAAACAAAGGUCCCGCCCUCACAGCCUGUCAUGGCUUGUUUACCAGCAGCUCACUACAUGCACACACUUUCAAACACUUUAACAAGAGGUUUAAAACAAAAGAAAACCGACAACCCAAUUCUUCUGACCCGUGUGCACUGUGUAACAGUGUCUGUAGUGUGCACGUUUCUGGAACAUUCUUCGUAAAGUUUCUACCUGAUGUCUUGAUUUUGUUUUGGUCCUGAAGCUGAAAAGUGUUUGAAAAAAGAAGGCAGAAGACUCUCUCCGCUGAAACGUGCUCUGUACAUUUUCCUUUGAUUUUCUGCAACAGUCGUUUGUCUUUCUGUAAACGCUGCAUAUUAACUUGCUUCUGAUUCUUUCAUAUUUAUAUUCUGUAACAAGCUGUACCUUUCUAUGUACUACCACUGGAUUCAGCUGAUCUUAUUUGUAAAUAAAGUAUAUAUAUAAAUAUACUUAAACAGUACAAAUAUAUAUGCAUACUGAUCCAAUGAGUUCAAGACCUUGCUUGUAAUUUGAAGGAAAUAUACCUUGUCUUUAAUCUAGACAUUGAUUAAGAAAAGUUGACACUUAACCACUAGGUCACAUUAAGAGGUGUAAAAUAAACGUGUAUUAUUGAAAUUGGGUUGAUGGCAAAGUUGGGGAAUAAUAUAAUUUAUAUAGAUACAUUGAAAGCAUCCAAAUGAGAUUAACAAACUGCGAUGUGUGUAAUGGUUAAUAUGCAUGUUUAAGUGCAGAUAACAUGGAGCACUAUUUUCCUAUUUUAACAUAGAACUUCAUGAAUGAUAUGAUGGGGGCUAUAUCCCCCACCCACCAUGCUCAGAAUAAAGAAGGAUCAUUUGCA
Messenger RNA from Gadus macrocephalus (Pacific cod), 3277 nucleotides. RefSeq names its product ras-related protein Rab-14-like. The record is from RefSeq and is a predicted model, not a curated record. Gene Ontology annotation, cellular component: phagocytic vesicle; trans-Golgi network; recycling endosome. Gene Ontology annotation, biological process: phagosome maturation; defense response to bacterium; endocytic recycling. Bases 168 to 815 code for a protein of 215 amino acids. NCBI's taxonomy places the organism in Eukaryota, Metazoa, Chordata, Actinopteri, Gadiformes, Gadidae. The transcript has 8 exons. Gene Ontology annotation, molecular function: GTP binding; GTPase activity.